CGAAGGGAUGCGGCGUUUUCCUGGGAAUUGUUAUCGCCGGCAAAGCACUUCUGUCGAGGGGAGGUGGUGAGAUCCUUUGAGACUGCAAAGACUAUUUAAAAAAGGAAGACGGCAUGAGACUGGAUUCAGUGCAGUAAAGUAGGUUAGUUUGAGGACAAGAAAAAAAGUCAUUAUUUAGACCUUCUUGUGUUGCCGUGAUGAGAACUUAUCAUUGCUUCUGGCUGCUGUUUUGGGCUGGUCAGCCCCACCAAAGUUUCUUAACUCCAUUAUCCAAAAGGACUAGUGGCUUUCCAGAAAAGGAAAAGGUUUUGGUAUUGUCUGGAAACAGCAGGCGAGACCUCCAUCGGUCCAAAAGGAGCUGGAUGUGGAAUCAGUUCUUUUUAUUGGAGGAAUACACAGGAACUGACUACCAAUAUGUUGGCAAGCUGCAUUCAGACCAGGAUAAAGGCGAUGGAUCACUUAAGUACAUCCUUUCUGGAGAUGGAGCAGGAGACCUCUUCAUUAUCAAUGAAAACACUGGUGACAUCCAGGCCACGAAAAGACUAGACAGGGAAGAAAAGCCUGUAUAUAUACUCCGUGCCCAGGCUAUAAACAGAAGGACUGGAAGACCAGUGGAACCAGAAUCCGAGUUCAUCAUUAAGAUCCAUGAUAUCAACGACAAUGAGCCAAUGUUUACAAAGGAUGUUUAUAAUGCCAGCAUUCCCGAAAUGUCAGAUGUUGGUACCUUUGUUGUGCAAGUCACCGCAACUGAUGCUGAUGAUCCUACGUAUGGGAACAGUGCUAAAGUUGUCUACAGCAUUCUCCAGGGACAACCAUAUUUCUCCGUUGAAUCUGAGACAGGCAUUAUUAAAACUGCUUUGCUAAACAUGGACCGUGAAAACAGGGAGCAAUACCAAGUGGUCAUCCAGGCUAAGGACAUGGGAGGACAGAUGGGCGGAUUAUCAGGAACCACUACUGUGAACAUCACACUGACUGACGUAAACGACAAUCCACCUCGCUUCCCCCAGAGCACAUACCAGUUCAGAGCUCCUGAGUCUACACCACCUGACUCACCGGUUGGCAGGAUAAAAGCUAACGAUGCUGACGUGGAUGAAAAUGCAGAGAUUGAAUACAGCAUCACUGAGGGGGAUGGAUAUGACAUGUUUGGAAUUACCACAGACAAGGACACACAGGAAGGAAUUAUAACUGUCAAAAAGGCAUUGGAUUUUGAAACUAAAAGCCUGUAUAUUCUGAAAGUGGAAGCUACCAAUACUCACGUGGACCCUCGAUUCCUCUACUUGGGGCCAUUCAAAGACUCAGCCACAGUCAGAAUUCAAGUGGAAGAUGUAGAUGAACCCCCUGUGUUCAGCAGACCAGCAUACAUAAUGGAAGUGAAAGAAGAUGUUCCAAUAAACAGUGUAAUAGGAACAGUAACUGCUCAGGAUCCAGAUGCCGCCAAGAACCCUGUCAAGUACUCUGUAGAUCGACACACUGAUAUGGACAGAGUAUUCAACAUCAACUCGGGAAAUGGUUCGAUAUUUACUUCAAAACCCCUUGACCGGGAAACACUGCUAUGGCACAACAUUACAGUAAUAGCAGCAGAGAUCAACAACCCAAAACAAAGCAGCCGUGUCCCAGUGUUCAUUAAGGUUUUGGAUGUAAAUGACAAUGCUCCAGAGUUUGCCAUGUUUUACGAGACCUUCGUCUGUGAAAAUGCAAAGGCAGAACAGCUGAUACAAACAUUAAGUGCUGUUGAUAAAGAUGAUUCUUACAGCGGACAUCAGUUUUCAUUCUCCUUAGCUCCUGAGGCAGCCAGCAGCUCAAACUUUACACUACAGGACAACAGAGACAACACAGCAGGGAUUUUCACCCGAAAAACCAGAUAUAACCGGCAUGAAAUGAGUACCUACUUCUUGCCAGUGGUAAUAUCAGACAAUGACUACCCUAUCCAGAGCAGCACUGAAACAGUGACUAUUCGAGUAUGUGCUUGUGACCAUCGAGGAAAGAUGCUGUCCUGUAAUGCAGAAGCCUUGGUUCAUCCUACUGGUCUUAGCACUGGGGCUCUUAUUGCCAUUCUUCUCUGUAUUAUUAUAUUACUAGUUACAGUGGUGCUGUUUGCAGCGCUGAGGCGGCAGCGGAAAAAAGAGCCUUUGAUUAUUUCCAAAGAAGACAUCAGAGACAACAUUGUCAGUUAUAAUGAUGAAGGCGGUGGAGAGGAAGACACCCAGGCAUUUGAUAUCGGCACACUGAGGAAUCCCGAAGCCAUAGACGAUAAUAAAUUGCGCAGAGACAUUGUGCCCGAAACACUUUUUAUGCCACGGCGGACUGCAACAGCGCGAGAUAACACGGAUGUCAGAGAUUUCAUUAACCAAAGGUUAAAGGAAAAUGAUACAGAUCCAACGGCACCCCCGUAUGACUCGUUAGCGACCUACGCGUAUGAAGGUAAUGGUUCUGUGGCCGAGUCCCUCAGCUCCUUGGAGUCGGUGACUACGGACGGAGAUCAGGACUACGAUUACCUCAGUGACUGGGGGCCGCGGUUUAAAAAGCUGGCAGAUAUGUAUGGCGCAAUGGACAGUGACAAAGACUCUUAAUAUGUUGCCUUUUUCUUUUUUUCUUUCUUUUCUUUUCUUUUUUCCCCUUCCUCAUUUUCAGAAACAGCAUUGAGAUAUGUGAAGUGGCUAUUUUCUUUCCUUCUCCACAACUGUGCGAAGGGGUUCUCUGGUCUACCCGUUCAAAUUGUCUAAUGACUGCAGUCUGUGUGGAUCAGCUGUCAGAAAACUUUUUCUAGUAUCAUUUUAUGAGCUUCCAAGAGGCAAAAUUCUUAUUUUUUAGUGCAUCCAGUUUACCAAGCCAAUCUUACAGGCAUGGCAGUAGUGGAGGGGAAAAAAAGGAUCAGAUGGGGAGCAAUAUUUUUACUUGUUCUGCUUAUAUUGUAAAUUGGAGUAUAUUACUGUUUAAGCUCACUUGCUCUUUUUACUUGUAUUCAGACUAUUCAGCUCAGAUGGCUGCUCUGUUGAUUGUGUAUUGCACAUCCCAAUGUAAUGAGGUACCCUAGUUUACCCUAUGUAUUAUAGUCAAAAGUAGUGGUGAUGGAAUGAAGGUUUAUUAUACAAGUAGAGUAAGCUGAGAAAAAACAUGAAACAUGCAUUUUACUCAUGAGGAGGGUAGAAAGGCCUAAUGGUAAUUGAAAUCUAAGUGUUUUUCUAGAACUUGCCAUUGCCCCCAAUGCACUGAAUCAUACUAACACACACAUAUAUAUAGUUCAUUGACUGCUAUGUAUAUAUUCUGACCUAGCAUUGCUGGAGAGAUGUGCGUGCGUGCAUGUGUGCGUGGUCACUAGACCCAGUAUCCAGUUCUUUGGUGGUUUCCCAGUUCUAACCCAGACUUGCCUUUUGAUAUGGGGAAAGUCAUCUAAUCCAACUCCAGAUUAGAUCAUGAUGUGGAGGAAGGAGCAGAUCAUAACUGCGCUGUGUACUUCUUUGGUCAGCCUCCACCUGCACUUCAGUUCAGUGGUGGCCACUGAGCUGGAGAGGUGGGUGGGAGUCAGGCUUUUCAUAUCCACCUCCUCCUGCCUGUUCUCAUGUGCAGGAGUGGAGUCGUAGCCUCAGGGUGUCUGCCACCCCUUGGGGCAAAAGGAGCAACUGCAAAGGAGGAGAGAGUGCUUUUCUUCUCCUGACCUUCCCUGCCUGGAUGCCCAGAGUGGCUUCCUGACUGACUCUCUGCCCAGUUCUGCUAUCUGUAAAGUGGGGAAAUAAUGCCUACCUCAUCAGGAUGUUGCAAGAAUUAUAUAAGUCAUUCGGAAAAUGCUUUAGAGAUGGAAAGUACUGGCAUUCUGCCAGAGGAAGCAAUUUCUCAUGCUUUUGGUGGUUGUUUUCUUUUUCUUUUCAGGUUCAAGGCCUGAAUGCACAAGUUAGCAAGAAUCAAUUGUCAUUCCAGUGGCCUGAAAAGUGGGGUUUAUAACGAUAACUCAUUUUUUAAAAUAAACUACUCAGCCGAGGUGGUUAAAAACUUCAACAAAAGUUAAAAUUUUAAUCACAAGUCUCUCUCUGUGUGUCCAUCUGCUUUGCCAAGCUAAUUUUUGUCCAGGGGCGGGGUGGGGGAAGAUGCCGUAGUCUCAGGCCAAAACAAUUUUCUUUAUAGCUUGUGCACCACUCAGCAUUUCUGUUGGUUUGUCAAACGCAUACAAUUGCUGCUCUUCAAAUCCAGCCAUUAGGAGAGGCUAUCUGGAGAAAAAAUUAAGGGGCUGCCAUGGGACGUAUCACCUAAAAGCUACCCUGUGUGCCAAAGUCACACAGCCCAUGGCACUGUGUCAAGGAAGAAGGAAUUCCUUUUCAUAAAAAAAAAAAAAAAAAAAAAAAAAUUUAACAUACCUCAUACAUAACUAAUCUCAUUUAUUUAAUUUUGAAACAAUAUUUAAUACCAGAAUUAUAGGCAUGGAUCUAUUUUCCCCUUUCCCUGAAUCGUCUGUGAAUCAGUUUGAAAAUUGAACAACAGCUCCAAUUUACUCUAAAAAUAAAGAGAGAAGGGAAAAAAGUUAAUAAACAGAAAAUUAAAAGGGAUUAAAAAUUAAUCCCUGGAAUUCAUUACUCCUAGAGAGUUAAAUAAAGAGAGCAGUAAGAUUCCCGAGUAUUCGAUUUUUACAAGCAUGAUGACAUAAAUUUCAGGUUUUCUGAGCCGUGCUGCGGUUCCAGCUGAGACUGGGAAGGACUCCCUCGUGGUGGGGACCACUGCACAUGUGGAAGUUAGGGGAAGGCAUCUAAUGGCUUGCAGGUGCCCAGCACGAUAGGUUAGAUGGGUUUUCAGAGUGGAGGAGCCCAAAGUUUCAAAGGGUCCUGAGCCCCCAGUGUCACUGAGCUCUCACUCAGGGUGCUUCAGUUCAGCAGAGCGAGGUGCCCAGCUCCACUGGGGCUGAGCCUUUCACACCUGUCACAAUGGCAAUGGCACAACUAGGCCCUCCUGUCAGUAAUUUAAGAUAAUAAAAGCCUUGGAAAGUCUAGCCCUUCGUGGCUUCCUUGAAAUCAGAGCAUACAAGAAGCAACCUGUCUGAAACCUGGCUCACAGGAGGGACCAUCUGGAUUUCAGAUACAUGGAGGAGCAGCAGAUGCUCAGCACCACCUGCCACAGGUCCCUCACUUCAGCUGCUUUCAUACAGUCGGUGGAGGCAGCGUACCCCUCGGGGGGCUCUUCCAAAGAGCUCCCUGACACACUCCUGUGUCUCACCCCUUGUUGCAUGGGGGUUGCCUCAAGCAAAUCACCUCAAGCUCAAGAGUCCAGUCGGACACCCAAAGCCAUCCCUUCCCCUCCUCGGGCCCUGAGGAGAGAGAUUUGCGUGUGGAGGGGAUGGCAGAGGUGGCUGUGAAACCACACACCUACUUGGCCCUGCUCACACCAUCACUUGACUGAAGACAGACCUUGCACCCUGAACGGGCUGGGCCACCCUGCAGGUCAGCUUGCAUGAGUCACUACUUGGGGUGAAAUAACAAGACAGGAGGAUCACUGAUCUUGUAACUACUUUCCUAUAUUUGUAAAGUGAUUUUGUCUGAUUUAGUGAUUGUUAGUAGCAGUCCAAGCUCAACUUUUUUUUUUCGUUUUUUUAAUUUGAAUUGAAAGCUGGUUUUAUCUUGUCCAUUGAGUGACACAGUAAAUAAUAGAGAGUGGCUACUCAUGCCUGUUGUGUAAAUAUUUUAUAUAUAAAAUUAUGUUAUGUCACCACAAAUAUGGUGCCUGAAUAGCAAAUGGAUUCUUCUAAGGAAAUUCUAGGCGAACUCGCAUCCAAAUUUUUAUUUAUGCAUCUAUAUUUUAAGGUCUAUUUUUUUCCUGCAAAUUAGACAGAUUUAGCAUUUCUGACACAGCAAGAAGAGUUCAAUACUGUCUUUUCUUCUUGCUUGGCAGUACCACAAAGUGCAAUUUAUAAAAUCAGUACUGCAUAUUAAAUAUUGAAAGUGCCAUAUUGCAGUGAAUACAAAACUUUGCAGUAGUAUUUCUUUGUACCUUGUUGCAUGCCGGCGUGCUAGAUGAUAGAAAUGAGUAUUUAACAGUGCUUUCACACAGUGCUAGAAUUGCCAUUUAUAGAUAAACAAGUGUUAGACUGUGGCCUACGAAGUGUGUUUGAAGGCUGUUUUAAGCCUGCUCUUCUUGCAACCACACCUAUUUGAGAAGAAGAAAUAUUAUUAGGAAGUUUAGCUAAGCCAGGUAGAGAGAUGAGCAACGCAGUUGGCUUUUAAUUAGGAAAAACAUCUGAUCUAACAGCAGAGGACCUAUUCAAAGAUACCAAGGACUUCAGUGGAGUUAUCAUGAUACAGAGGCAUGUUUACACAGGAGAUGUUUGCAGGCUUGCUACUGCAGAACAGUCAUAUCUCUGCACUUGAAAUGGAAUAAGGUUUCUAGUACAACUAUUCCAUCCCAGCUCCCAAACCAGCCACUUUAUUCCAGAAAAAGGAAUUUUUUUACUCCAGAAUAAUGAUCAUUUCAGGUUAAAAACUAUACCAUCCCACGGCAGCACGUAUCUCCAACUGCAGUUGUGCCAGGACAUGUCUCUGUGUAGACAGGUGCUUUUAAGAGAGCUGAGGGAGAAACUUGCAGCAAGCUCUGAAAAAGGAAUUCGGGGGGUUCCACGGGGCUCUACUGACAGUACCACAAGACUGGGAUGCGUUCCCAAAGCUGAUGUUGACAGACAUGCUGUCUAACAAUGAGAAAAACAAGUUGUCUGUGUGUUUCAGUUAUUUUUUGUUAAAAAAAAAAAAUCUGGGAAAAAUUCUGAGUAGAAGAGGAACACUUCACUUGUACCAACACCAUUUUUAAAAAAAUUUAUCCUAAGAAACAGGUAUAUUUUUCUGACUUUUUUUUUAAAUUUCAUUAGUUGUUAGAUCUUACUUCAUUCUAUAGACAGGUGUUUCCUGGCUGUUAAAUGUGAAUGGGAGAGGCAACCUCCCAGAGAUCCAGUUUUGGAAGUAGCAGGCUACAUUACAAGGCACAACAUAUCCAUUUCUCUGCCCCAAAACAAACAAAAACCCCACAAAAAACAAUUUACUGAAAAUUUUUAGUAUUGCAAAAAGCAGAAUGGUCAUAAAAAAGUAGAGCAGGGAGAAAUGGCUUUGAGAAUGUGUGCCUGCACACGUGCAGUAUGAAUAAAAAGAAGGGAAAUAAUGAACACUGGAAGCUGGCUGUGCUUCAAAAUCAGACUUACUCAUGUUGAGCAAGGACAACAGUGCAUAGUCACUUCUAACACUUCCAGGUUUCCUACAGUAGCCAAAGGGAGAUUUGCAUGGAUAGGAAGAAAGACAUCAUCUUUUUCAGACCAACUACAUUAAAUCCAGGUCAUUUCCAUGCAAAUUUCUAGGAAAGAAAGUCCCUUUGUCAUUAUUAUUAUUAAAACAUGUUAAAUUACUGCAGCAGAUCUAUCAUAAUGGACUUCUGCAGGGUGAAUUGUGGGCAGUGAUUCUGAGCAGGUAACUCUCUGAGAAUACCACUGUGUUAGCUCGUCCUGCCACCAUCCGUUUUAAAUCUCUGCAUGUUUCCUUUGGCUAUAAGUAGUAUUGAAGUGUUUCAAAAAACCUCUGUCCCAACUGGAUGCUGCCAUGCCCUGGCCAUUUGUGUUUCAAUUAACACCAUAGUCUGAACUCCUUGUCAAAUGAGAGCUACUUCCAGUAAGUAUGAACUAUAUCGUAAGUUGUGAGGGGCAGGGUUUUUUCCACCCCUCUAGACCUGUGAAACAGCAGCCUCCUCCAAAGCCACAAUGUUUUUUAUUUUGAGUUUAGUCUUCAGAAAGACUUGUUUUCUAAGAGAUUGUUUCUGUACUUAAGAAAAAAGAGGAACAAAAACAUAUUUAAUGUCUAUAGCCUCAUGCAUUGGUCCAGGAGGGGAAAAAAAAACAGCAGCCAACGCAAUGUUUUAAUGCCGGUCUCUCCCUUCAGUAGUUUUGUUUAAGCACAGCUGAGACAAUCUUGACCCUGCCCAUCAUUUCACCAUGUUACACUUUUCAGCCCAGACCUGCAUUUGUCAUGCACUAAACACUUUCCUGAAUAGUUUGUUAAAUUCCACAGUAGGUAUCUGAAAGCCAUGACUGGGGUUAACAGGGAGUACAAGAGUCAGAGAACUGGGAGUUUCAGGAAGAACAGAAAGUGAAUUGCAUGGGGAGGGAGGGGGGAGGUAAUCAGUCACAUGCAAGGCAGGCCCAUGGCACUUAGAAGCCACAAAGCUGUCACAUUAUGCAUAGAGUCACUGGAUUUCAAAGGAGCUUUUACAGAACCUGUUCUUAUGUUUUUUUCCCUGCAUGUGUCUUUUGCUUUCUUCAUGAAAAAAAAAAAAGAAGAAAAAAAAAAGGAGCUGCUAACUUCAAAUUUCUCCUUCCACAAAGUCGAUUUGACAAGUAAGGCAUAAGUCCAGCGUAUAGAGAAAUCCUCUCCACUCCUAUGGGCUUUUGACCUUUCCUAUGAGACUGCACUAUUAUGUAAAUAUACCUGGAGACACUUUCUAUAAGCUUUUAGUUUUCUACUAACUGUUACUUUAGUGUUUAUUAAAGAAACAAAUGUAUAGAAUUAUUAAGCAUUCAGGUGAACACAACACAGAAAUGACACUGCAAACACAAAAUUGUACUGGAUUUUGACACAUAAAAAUCUCUUCAGAAUCACUGUACUGUUUUAAUUCUGUGAUUACUUUCAUUGCUUUGAAAAAUUAAACUUAAAAGAAAGGCCUUAUAAUAAAUGCUAUGUGCAUCUUAACUGUGUUACUGAGCAAAAUCAAUCUGGCAAACUCCUAUUGCGAUUUGUGAUUUUUAAACCCUUAAAAUAAAUGUUUUUCUGUA
Messenger RNA from Calidris pugnax (ruff), 8782 nucleotides. It is a transcript of the gene CDH6, whose product is annotated as cadherin 6, type 2, K-cadherin (fetal kidney). The transcript is spliced from 12 exons. The record is from RefSeq and is a predicted model, not a curated record. NCBI's taxonomy places the organism in Eukaryota, Metazoa, Chordata, Aves, Charadriiformes, Scolopacidae. Bases 198 to 2570 code for a protein of 790 amino acids. Gene Ontology annotation, molecular function: calcium ion binding; cadherin binding. Gene Ontology annotation, cellular component: catenin complex; plasma membrane; adherens junction. Gene Ontology annotation, biological process: cell morphogenesis; adherens junction organization; homophilic cell-cell adhesion.